AUGCAGCUCCAAUCUCUGGCAGGAGCUUUGCUCCUCUACGGAUCAGCCUUCGCCGCGCCAGCGCCCCCUGGUAGCUGUAAGCCUCCUCCGAGUGGUCCUCAGCCUGACAGCUCGCGGGCCACGCUGCAGACCUUGAACUACAACAACCUCGCUGCUGCCAACAAUGGCACCGCCGCCGUGUUCGUCCACGAUGAAUUGACCCAGGCCGAUGCGCAGAAGCAGUGUGCCUCCAUCGGCGAGAGUCUGUUUCCCUGGGACUCUACUCCCGAAGCCAACCGCACGGAGCUGAACUACCAGUUCGACUACCUCGUCUUCACGCGUGAUCUCCGGCCCAAUGAGGACAUCUGGGUUUCCACGGGCUCGUCCAAGAGCUCAUCUCACGAUGAAUGCCUAGCUUACUCCCUUCACACGAAGAACGUUGUGCCCAUGCGGUGCGACAAGAAACUUCCAGCCCUGUGUACCUCCGGCGUGCCGCCAACCACCGACGUCGAUCGCACCGUGCAUGCUGCGUCCAAGCUCACCAUCCCCGUUGACGACUACACCAUCACUGGCUACCGUGAUGCUCGGUCAUUCCGGUUCCUCGGUAUCCCUUUUGCUGAUCCACCCGUGAACGAGCUGCGUUUUGCCCCGCCCAAACCCUACUCCGGCCCCAAAGACAUCGACGCCACCAAGCUCUCCGACUCGUGCAUCCAGUCCCAGUCCAGUUUCGGCACUCUGAGCAAUGGUGGCAUCUCCGAGGACUGCCUGUACCUCAACGUGUACACGCCCAUCGUCCCCGCGGGCGAGAAGCAUGGUAAGCCGCUCCGGAAGAAGCCUGUCGCCGUCUACUUUUAUGGCGGUGCCUUUACCAAAGGGACCAGCGCCAUGAUCGACUACGAUGGGGGGAACCUGGCCAGCCGCAACGAUGUCAUCGUCGUCACCAUCAACUACCGCGUGGGCGCCCUCGGCUGGCUGGCCACUGGCAACCUUACCACUGGCAGCUACGGCACCCGCGACCAGAUCCAGGCGCUGAAGUGGGUGAACAAGCACAUUGCAGCCUUUGGCGGCGACCCUUCGCACGUCACCAUCUUCGGGCAAUCCGCCGGCGGUCAGAGCGUCAUUGCCAUGCUCUCCUCCUCCGCCGCCCGGGGCCUCUUCUCCGGCGCCAUCGUGCAAUCCGCCCCAGUCGACCUUCCCUGGUUCACACGCGACGUCUACGCAAACUUGGUCGCGCCAGAAAUUGCCAAAGCGGUCAGCUGUGACGACUCUCCCUCCGAAAAGGACCUCCUGUCGUGUCUGCGCGCCGUCCCGGCCACUAGCUACCUCGACAACUCGACGGAAUUCUCCAACGCCAUCGAUGCCUCGUCCAAGGCGGUCGCGCAGAACUACCUGCACACCGAGACGCUCCUUGCUUCCAUCGAGCCACUAAUGCCGAUGGUCGACGACUCCCACUCAGGCGUCAUCGACGACCAGUUCGACGUGCUCCUGCGCACCAACCGUCUGCCCUCGCGCGUGCCCACCAUGUUCACCACCGUCUCCGACGAAGCCGGCCUCUACGUGGGCCGCUACGUCCCGGAUCUCGGCUCCACGCAGACCGGCCUGAACCUCCUCUUCAAUAUCGCGUACCCAUCCGACCUCGCCAGCCAGCUCAUCGCAUCCGACGCUUACCCGCUCAACCGCUCCGACCCGGACGGCAUCCGCAACACCGCCAUCGACGUGCUCACCCACAGCGAAUGGAGCUGCGCCCAGGCACAUCUCCUCAAGCUCGCCGCAAACGGAUCCUCCUUCCCGUCAAUCUACGAGGUCGAAAUCACCGACGGCCACGUCCAGACCAACGUCAGCGUUCCCGAGGUCUGCACCCCCAACGACAACAACAACGCCACCUGCCACUCUGCCGACGUACUUCCCAUCUGGGGCACGUUGAACAGCAAGACGCAGAACGUCGCGCCGUACUAUGAUGCAGACGAUCUGCGUCAUUCGCAGCUGCUCGACGAUGUCUUUGGUGCUUUCUUCCGCGAGAAAAACCCCAACCCUGACCCGGAGUUCCUGCGCGUGCGUGGUCCUGCGUAUCACGCCACGUACGAGGUCUUUGGCCGCGGCGGGUACAGCAUGCCCCAGUAUCAGCCGGCUCAGGAGACCUUGAGUCUGUUAGGCAUGCCCCCGGCCACGGUGCAGAACCCGGGUCUGUCGGAUAAGUGUCGCGUGUUCGAGGAGUAUGGGUAUACCUUUGAGCGUGCCAAGUAUACCGCUUGA
Aspergillus terreus NIH2624 is the source of this 2232-nucleotide messenger RNA. Its product is annotated as putative cholinesterase. The record is from RefSeq and is a predicted model, not a curated record. The transcript has a single exon. NCBI's taxonomy places the organism in Eukaryota, Fungi, Ascomycota, Eurotiomycetes, Eurotiales, Aspergillaceae. Bases 1 to 2232 code for a protein of 743 amino acids.